CGCGUUUUCUCGGCGCCUACCGCCCCGCCGCUCCGGCCCGGCUCGCAAUCUCGGCUGGAGCCGGCGCCCUGGAGGGAGGGUUCGAAUCCGCGCGAAGGAGCCCCAGCGUGCGAGGGGUGCGGAGCAGCGCCAGCAUGAAGCAGCCACCUGUGCCCUGUUGAAACUUCAUGGCCACAGCCCCAGGCCCUGCUGGCAUUGUCAUGGGCAGCGUGGGCAGCCUGUUGGAACGCCAGGACUUCUCCCCUGAAGAGCUGCGGGAGGCACUCGCAGGGUCCCGGGGCUCCCGCCAGCCUGAUGGGCUCUUCCGGAAAGGCUUGGGCCAGCGUGAGAUCCUCAGCUACCUGCACCUCCCCAAGAAGGACAGCAAGACCACCAAGCGGGCCUCUCGGAAUGAGCCUGCCGACUAUACCACCCUCUACUACCGGGAGCAUCCUCGGGCCGGUGACUUCAGCAAGACUUCGCUGCCUGAGCGGGGUCGAUUUGACAAGUGCCGCAUUCGCCCAUCGGUGUUCAAGCCAGUGGCGGGCACCGGGAAAGGCUUCCUGUCCAUGCAGAGCCUGGCGGCCCACAAGGGCCAGAAACUGUGGCGCAGCAACGGCAGCCUGCACACGCUGGCCUGCCACCCGCCCCUGAGCCCAGGGCCCCGGGGCAGCCAGGCCCAGGCCCGCGCCCAGCUGCUGCACGCCCUCAGCCUGGACGAGGGCGGCCCCGAGCCCGAGCCUAGUUUGUCCGACUCCUCUAGCGGGGGCAGCUUUGGCCGCAGUCCCAGCACCGGCCCCGGCCCCUUCAGUUCCUCUCUGGGCCACAUUAACCACCUGGGGGGCUCCCUGGACCGGGCCUCCCGGGGCCCCAAGGAGGGUGGGCCGCUGGGUGUGCUGAACUGCCUGCCCGAGCCACCACCCCCCUACGAGUUCUCCUGCCCCACCGCCGAGGAGAUGGUGGCUGUGCUGCCCGACAGCUGUGAGGAGCUCAAGAGGGGCCUCGGUGACGAAGAUGGCUCCAGUCCCUUCACGCAGGUGCUGGAGGAGCGCCAGCGGCUGUGGCUGGCUGAGCUGAAGCGCCUGUACGUGGAGCGGCUGCACGAGGUGGCCCAGAAGGCUGAGCGCAGUGAGCGCAACCUCCAGCUACAGCUGUUCAUGGCCCAGCAGGAGCAGCGGCGCCUGCGCAAGGAGCUGCGGGCACAGCAGGGCCUGGGCCCUGAGCCCCGGCCUCCAGCUGCCCUCCCAGAGGCUGAUCCCAGCGCCCGACCAGAGGAGGAAGCCCGAUGGGAGGUGUGCCAGAAGACAGCGGAGAUCAGCCUCCUGAAGCAGCAGCUGCGGGAGGCCCAGGCCGAGCUGGCGCAGAAGCUGGCUGAGAUCUUCAGCCUGAAGACGCAACUUCGGGGCAGCCGGGCACAAGCCCAGGCCCAGGACACGGAGCUGGCCCGGCUGCGUGAGGCCGUGCGGAGCCUGCAGGAGCAGGCGCCUCGGGAGGAGGCCCCGGGCAGCUGUGAGACGGAUGACUGCAAGAGCAGGGGGCUGCUGGGGGAGGCAGGGGGCAGCGAGGCUGGAGACGGGGCCGAGCAGCUGCGGGCUGAGCUGCUGCAGGAGCGGCUCCGGGGCCAGGAGCAGGCGCUGCGCUUCGAGCAGGAGCGGCGGACGUGGCAGGAGGAGAAGGAGCGGGUGCUGCGCUACCAGCGGGAGAUCCAGGGGGGCUACAUGGACAUGUACCGCCGCAACCAGGCUCUGGAACAGGAGCUGCGGGCGCUGCGGGAGCCCCCCACACCCUGGAGCCCUCGGCUCGAGUCCUCCAAGAUCUGAGGCCCACGGAGCGAGCUGACAGCAGAACCACUGUCAGGAGACGGCUUGAACCAGCCCGUCCUGAGACAGCCGGCUCCUUCCUUACGUUGGUCUGGGGCAGAAUCUGCUGAGACCAGCCAGGGACGGGGAGACUCGCCGAGAGGAGGGAUCCAGUGGGGCUGUGGGCUGGAUGGGCUGCCAGUGGCAGGAGCCAGGGCAAGGUGCUCCUGGCUGAGGAGCACCGAGGCAGGGCCCGGCCCUGCUCCCUGGAAUAGGCGUGGCCCAGGAAAGGAGGUUGGGCAGUGAAGAGCCCAUGAUGCAGAAGGGCAGGCAUGAGGGAGGGAGGCUGCAAUGGGAACACUGGCCUCCCCAGAAUAAAAUCACAUUUUCUACGAGGA
Messenger RNA from Camelus dromedarius (Arabian camel), 2176 nucleotides. It is a transcript of the gene N4BP3, whose product is annotated as NEDD4 binding protein 3. Gene Ontology annotation, cellular component: cytoplasmic vesicle. The record is from RefSeq and is a predicted model, not a curated record. The coding region runs from base 168 to 1799 and encodes 543 amino acids. The transcript is spliced from 5 exons. Lineage: Eukaryota; Metazoa; Chordata; Mammalia; Artiodactyla; Camelidae.